Messenger RNA from Trichogramma pretiosum, 2592 nucleotides. Its product is annotated as eukaryotic translation initiation factor 3 subunit B-like. Bases 33 to 2171 code for a protein of 712 amino acids. The transcript is spliced from 6 exons. Gene Ontology annotation, molecular function: translation initiation factor activity; translation initiation factor binding; RNA binding. NCBI's taxonomy places the organism in Eukaryota, Metazoa, Arthropoda, Insecta, Hymenoptera, Trichogrammatidae. The record is from RefSeq and is a predicted model, not a curated record. Gene Ontology annotation, cellular component: eukaryotic translation initiation factor 3 complex. Gene Ontology annotation, biological process: translational initiation.
UCUCUCUUUCUGCCUAUUGCGAGUCGCCCAUCAUGGCGAAGAAGUCGUCAGCCGAUAAAGCGGCUUCUGCAGCCGAUGAAAAUGUGGAAAAGCAGCCCCAGAACGGCGAGGAGGAGCCGAAUUUCAGCGACCCCGAAGACUUCGUGGACGACGUCGACGAAGAGGAACUACUAGGAGACAUCCUAGCCACAAAACCGUCUGAGACGGAUGGGUAUGAGACUGUUAUUGUCGUCGAUGGAGUUCCCAAAGUCGAGCCUAAGAGGCUUGAAAAGCUUCAGUCUGUUGUGGAAAAAAUCCUUGGCAAACAUGGAACAAUUGUUAACAAGCACUAUCCCCAAGAUCCAGAAACCAAAGAAACUCUUGGUUAUGCUUUUUUUGAAUUUAGUUCUCCUCAAGGGGCAUUGACGGCUGUGGAAAAAGGCAACAACUACAAACUUGAUAAACAGCAUACUUUCAAGAUUAAUUUGGUGACAGACUACAAGAAAUUUGAAACUAUCUCUGAAAAUUGGGAGCCCCCAAGUCCACAACCUUUCAAAGCAUCUGCAGAUUUGCAUAGCUAUCUUUUGGACCCAGAUGCGUAUGAUCAAUUCUGUAUUGUAACUGGAAUACCAGGAAAUACUUUGGUACAAGUUUGGCAAAAUAGCCAGCCUGAACCAGUUAUUGUAGAAGACCGCCCUCGAUGGACUGAUACUUACAUCAAAUGGUCCCCAUUGGGUACCUAUUUAGCUACCUUCCAUAAGCUUGGAGUUGCGCUAUGGGGGGGUCCUAAAUUUGAACAACAACAUAAGUUUGUUCAACGCAAUGUUGAGUGCAUUGAUUUUUCUCCUCUUGAAAGAUAUCUUGUCACUUACUCGCCAAGAGAUGACUCAACUGAUAAGAAACUAACCAUGUGGGACAUCUUAACUGGACAGAAGAAACGAUCAUUUGAAGUUAAAGGUCCAUCUAUUUGGCCAAUUUUCAAAUGGUCUCAUGAUGACAAGUAUGUUGCUUGUAUGGUUGAAAAUGCUCUUUGCGUCUAUGAAACACCGUCCUUUGGUCUUCUUGAUAAAAAAAGUAUUAAUACACCUGGAAUCAGAGACUUCAGUUGGUCUCCCACUGAUAACAUUAUUGCUUUCUGGUUGCCUGAAGAUAAGGACGUUCCAGCUCGAGUCACCCUCAUGGAAAUUCCUAGCCGAAACGAGAUUCGUAAGAACAAUCUUUUCAAUGUUGCUGACUGCAAAAUUUUCUGGCAAAAAUCUGGUGACUACUUGUGCGUGAAAGUAGAUAGAUUCUCAAAGAAAAAAGAAAAAACCGAACAAAAAUAUACGGAAAGUUGCAAGUUCCAAAAUAUACAACAUUUCGCAGGAAUGUCAUAUAACUUUGAAAUUUUCCACAUGCGUGAAAAACUGAUCCCUGUUGAUAGUAUUGAAAUGAAAGAACCUAUUCAUGCUUUUGCGUGGGAACCUGUCGGCAGUAAAUUUGCCAUAAUUCAUGGUGAAGUUCCUACUGUCAACGUUAGCUUCUACGGAGUUCGUGUGGGAAAUCAGCCAGCAUUCCUUAAAAAAUUAGAAAAAAGAGCAUGCAAUCACUUGUUCUGGUCGCCAUCUGGUCAAUUCAUUGUUAUGGCUGGUUUGACAACCAUGUCCGGAGCGCUUGAAUUCGUUGACACAAAUGAUUUCACCAGCAUGAAUCUGACUGAUCAUUACCAGACUUCUGAUGUUGAGUGGGAUCCAACUGGACGUUAUGUUGUAACAUCAGUGUCAAGUUGGAAAACGAGUGUGGAUAACGGAUAUUGGCUUUGGACGUUCCAAGGUAGAAUUCUAAAGCGUAUCAACCUUAAUCAAUUCAACCAAUUUAACUGGAGACCAAGACCACCGUCUCUACUUACUCCGGAGCAAAUAAAGGAUAUCAAGAAAAAUUUGAAGAAAUACUCUUCACAAUUUGAAAGCAAAGAUAGAUUGAGACUCACUAGAGCUUCUAAGGAGCUUAUCGAGAAACGCCAUCAACUCAUGAAAGAAUUUGAGACUUAUCGUGCCGAACGUAUUGAGCAAUUUACAAAGCAGAAGAAGAGACGUUUAGAAUUACGUAAAAACAUUGAUACUGAUGAACUGGAUUCAGACACUAAGAAUAUGGAUGAGGAAGUAGUCGAAUUUUUCGUAAAAGAAGAAACUUUUAUUGUUGAUGACAAAUAAAUUAAAAUCAUUUUGUCAUCAUUACCCGCUUCAACAUCAUAUCCUCUUCCUCGUGAAUACUUGCAUUUUUGUUAAGUAAAAACAAGUAAGGGGAUAUAUAUUAUAUAGAAAGACGACCGCAACUUAAAAAAACACUCAAGCAGAAGAGAAUUUUUAGACGAAAGUAAUAACUGUCGAUUUUACGACAUAUUUUCAAAAAGUAAUAGAAAAAAAAACUUUGAAAAAAUUAUUUAAAAUUUAAAAAACGAAUACAAUGGUCACAUUUAAUAGUGAACCAUCUGUUUUCAAUAAUUAUAAUUAUUAUUACAUUGGCUUUUAUCAUAUUCCUUAUAGGAUAGCAUGCCAAAAGUAUACUGUUUUACCAACUUUUCAAUAAUUGUACCAUCUAACUUAAUGUGAAAAUAAAAUUUUUUAAAAUAAA